UCCACUACCCCUAAGACAUGGCUUUUUUAUGUGCCUGCUUAUACUUCCAAAAGAGUUUGGAUGGAAGCAACAAAUAAUGUUUGCUGGAAAACAAUCUCCGGAUCAAGUGGCUUUUAUUAAUAACAAACUUUUUUUCUUUUUACAAAAAAAAAGCCCUGGCGCCUUUGGCAGUUCAAAACUGGACAGCAUGGCCCGUUGGGCCAGUGGAGCCCGAGGAUCCAAUAAAAAUCCCACGCGACGCGAGCACGAAGAGCACCGAGCCGAGCUCCCAUCCGCAGAGGGACCCGCCGCGUAAAAGAUCACCCGCACGGCCGCACCGUCCCCAGAUCGCCGCGGCCCCGCCGCCGCUUCGCGUGGACUGCAAGCCGGCGUCCGGCGUCCGGCGACGGGCACGAGACGGACGCGCCAAGCGAGAAAGCCGGCCCUGCUCCUUUGCCGCCGCGGCGAAAUGCGGAAGGCCCGGGAAUGCCAUGGGUUGCCACGGGCGAGCUGAAUUUGAGUCGGCCUCUUCCCCCUCUUCGUUUAGCCGCGACUCCCCAUCAGGCUUGGAGGAGCUGUUGGUUUCAUCACCUGGCGAGGCGAAACAUUUUUGAAUCGUCGGUGACCUCAGGGGCUCAGGGUACCAUUUUGCUGGUGGCAGCUCAAGGCAGUUCACCUAGGAAUGCAGAAUCAUAUUGUGUUGCAAGAAAGGGCCAUCUAAGUUCAACAGAUAACUUCCCUUUCGCCCGAAUCAAUCUUGCUGGGCUUUGAUGAGGGCGUGGGGCUCAUGUCAUAUUUGACCGUAGCUUGGUGAUGGUGGUUAGUUUUUCUCUCCGUGUCACCAGCAAAUUGUAGGAGGGUGAGGGUGUGGAUUUUGUGCGGGUGCUUGCAUAAUGGAAGAGAGGAGUGUCUUAAUGGGACGAUAUGAAAUUGGGAGAUUGUUAGGACAAGGGACCUUUGCGAAAGUAUAUUAUUCCCGCAAUCUUGCUACUGGUCAGACUGUUGCCAUAAAAGUGAUAGACAAGGACAAGAUUGUGAAGACUGGUCUCAUGGAUCAGAUAAAGAGGGAGAUCUCGAUAAUGAGAUUGGUCAGGCAUCCAAACAUUCUGCAGCUUUUUGAGGUAAUGGCUACCAAGAACAAAAUCUAUUUUGUUCUCGAGUAUGCUAAAGGCGGUGAGCUUUUCAACAAAAUAGCAAAGGGGAAGCUCACAGAGGAGGCUGCAAGGAAGUAUUUUCAACAGUUGAUUGGUGCUGUGGACUAUUGCCACAGCCGAGGUGUUUAUCAUCGUGACUUGAAGCCUGAGAACCUGCUUCUGGAUGAGAAUGAAACCCUCAAGGUAUCCGAUUUUGGUUUAAGUGCCUUAGCGGAGUCAAAGAGACAAGAUGGCCUGCUCCACACUGCAUGUGGUACUCCGGCUUAUGUUGCUCCUGAAGUGCUCAGCAGGAAAGGUUACAACGGCGCACAGGCAGAUGUCUGGUCUUGUGGUGUGAUUCUGUUUGUGCUUGCGGCCAGUUAUCUCCCUUUCCAUGAAAGAAAUCUCAUAGAGAUGUAUAAGAAAAUUUCAAAAGCUCAGUACAGAUGCCCUCGUUCUUUUUCUGCGGAACUGAAGGAGCUCCUUUAUGGAAUCCUUAAUCCAGAUCCUAAUACUAGGAUGCCCAUCUCAAGGAUAAAGAGAAGUGCUUGGUACAGGAAACUUGGGUUGGCAGUGCUGAAAACUGAAAUUGUCAACAAGACUUGCACAGAAGCUACCACCUCUGGCUUGAUCGACUGCGUUGGUUCUGAGAGGAAUCAAGGAUCAUUGGCGCUGGCGAACUUGAAUGCAUUCGACAUCAUUUCCCUCUCCACAGGAUUUGAUCUCUCCCGUCUGUUUGAUGAAAAGUACAGCCAAAGGGGGGCACGAUUUACUUCCAACCAGUCAGCAGAAGCUAUCUUUGAGAAGCUGAAGGAGUUGGCCAGGAGUUUGAAGCUCAAAGUUACAAAGAAGGACGAUGGCGUGUUGAAAUUGGCCACAACCAAGGAAGGAAGGAAGGGUAUUCUUGAGCUCAAUGCGGAGAUAUUUGAGAUUGCUCCUUCUUUUGUAUUAGUCGAGUUGAAGAAGACCAAUGGUGACACAUUGGAGUACCAGAAGCUGAUGACAGAUGGCAUUAGGCCAUCACUUGAGGAUAUUGUGUGGGCAUGACAGGGUAAUCAGCUGCAGUCACGUAUACUUAGACAUGCAGGGCAGCAGAAACUGCCGCCAUUUCCACUACAGCAGCAAUAGACUCAGUACGUUCUCACCACUGCCACCAUCAUAUAAAAAGGCGAUAGCCAAGUUUGCUACUGUGUCUUGACAUAUUAAUAUGCUUUUUUAGACUAGUAUUAACCGCAAAACUUGCAAAGGUUUGCUCUGUUAGUGUAAAUGUGGGCCCUACGGUUACCCAUUUUUCUUCCUUUAUUCAUUUUCUUUAACACUGUAAAGCCUGCAUGAACAGAAGUGCUGUCUGGUAUUUUCAGAUAUGAACGCUGUGAAAGAAAAAAAAAGGCUAAUCAGAGCAAUAA
This is a messenger RNA of Panicum hallii, 2518 nucleotides long. Its product is annotated as CBL-interacting protein kinase 28-like. The record is from RefSeq and is a predicted model, not a curated record. Lineage: Eukaryota; Viridiplantae; Streptophyta; Magnoliopsida; Poales; Poaceae. Gene Ontology annotation, molecular function: ATP binding; protein kinase activity. Gene Ontology annotation, biological process: signal transduction; protein phosphorylation.